Molecule: messenger RNA, 1338 nt
Organism: Manihot esculenta (cassava)
Lineage: Eukaryota; Viridiplantae; Streptophyta; Magnoliopsida; Malpighiales; Euphorbiaceae
Exons: 5
Coding region: 134-838 (234 amino acids)
Source: RefSeq, a predicted model, not a curated record
AUGCCCUUUCAGAGUCUCCAAAAGCCCACCAUAUCUCUCUAUCUAUAUAUGAACGAUUCACUAGACUGUACAUGCCCUCCAAUUACAAGAAAGCUAUAAGGGAAUUGGUCUAUCUAAUCAUUACAAAACGGGGAUGCAGGUCCCUGCUAAAUCCUAUGUCACGCCAACACUGCCGAUACAAUCAACGCCAAUGUCUCUGCUUUUAUUUCCCUCGCCGAUUUCUCCGUUUCUUGCAAUCAAGAAGACCACAUUUGAGAGAUCUGUUGGGUUGAGUUGGUGUCGAGAAAGGAAGAGAAAAUAUGGGAUUGUGGCAUCAAGCAACGUUGCCCUACCCUUCUGGGAUGCUUGGAAGCCAGAGAAGACAUCUUCUGCACCUUCUUUCAGCGACAUCAUCUGGCCCUCUGCAGGAGCAUUUGCAGCAAUGGCAAUAUUCGGAAAGAUGGACCAAUUACUUGCGCCUAAAGGAAUUUCUAUGACAAUUGCGCCCUUAGGAGCUGUUUGUGCCGUCCUCUUUGCCACUCCUUCCUCCCCUGCUGCUCGGAAAUACAAUGUUUUCAUGGCCCAGAUUGGUUGUGCGGCCAUUGGCGUUCUGGCCUUCUCAAUCUUUGGUCCCGGUUGGCUUGCUAGGAGUGCUGCUCUUGCUGCAUCAGUAGCUUUCAUGAUCUACGCGCGUGCUGCACACCCUCCUGCUGCAAGCUUGCCACUUCUGUUCAUCGACGGAAUUAAGCUUCACCACUUGAAUUUUUGGUAUACUUUGUUCCCUGGCGCUGCUGGCUGCAUUAUCCUUUGUUUGAUUCAAGAGAUAGUGUGUUACUUGAAGGACAAUCUCAAAUUUUAAUCGACAAACCAACGCAAUUCAUUGGAGAGUAUGCUGUCCUUGGACUCAUUUUGAAGAGCAUAAUGGAAGCUAGCAGAAUAAUCUUGCCAAUACUAUCACUUCUGGGGAGAAAUCAUUUCGUGACAGAGAGCAGAAGUAGCUUGAUUGAGAUUCAACUUUAUUAUUUUUCUGAGGGUGCAUAAUCUUGUAAAAGUUAUUGCUUGGUUCUUCACCAAUGUUUGAAAUCAGAAAGUGUGUUUGCUCUCUCUUGAAGAACAAAGACCAAGACUCCCAGUGUUGGACAGUGGUGGAAUAUACAUUUGGAAGAGCGCAAGCAUUUUAGAAUUCUAUCUCUCCGGGACACUGAAACAUACAAGCAUCACUGUAAUGAAGAAUAUUAUUACUAUUUUUUUAAUAAAUGAUAAUAAUAGUAAUUUUGAAAAUAGAGAUUGCUAGAAACAGAAUGAAAUGCUUAUAGAGUUGCUUAUUUAGUUUUGAAUUGAAAUGCCCUUGAUUAUUUU